This is a messenger RNA of Lineus longissimus, 1200 nucleotides long. RefSeq lists its product as uncharacterized. NCBI's taxonomy places the organism in Eukaryota, Metazoa, Nemertea, Pilidiophora, Heteronemertea, Lineidae. The transcript is spliced from 4 exons. The record is from RefSeq and is a predicted model, not a curated record. The coding region runs from base 70 to 1059 and encodes 329 amino acids. Gene Ontology annotation, molecular function: acyltransferase activity, transferring groups other than amino-acyl groups.
ACUAACCACAUCGAUUCAAUUUCUUUGAACAGCAUCCUUGUUUCAAAGCUGUUAAGGCUGGCUGGGACCAUGAUCUUGAUGAUUAUGAGAGUUUCACCAACUUUACCCAUGUUGAAGUACAAUCCGUCACAACUUAUGAGAAGGAUUUACUCCACUCGCAAUGUGAAAUGCAAGAUUCGGCAGAUGACAGAGGCAGAGAUAGUCACCAUUGUGCGCUGGACGGAGAACAUAGGUUGGGAUAUCCCUCUCGUGUCAACCUUGGCCAAGUAUCAUUUAUCGCCACAUCUGGCCCUUGCUGCUGAACUCGAUGGUGAAAUUGUCGGUCACCUAUUUGCUUGCGAAUGGUCUCAGAACUUAGUAGUGACCAGCAACCUCUUUGUUCGGGAGGAAAAUAGAGGCCUCGGCAUAGGAAAGUUACUAACUCAAGCACUACGUGAUCUAACGUUGACGAAAGUGACAACAGGUUCUAUCGUACCAGAGCUGUUGAAUGUUCCUUCACUCUCCAUGCCAUUCUUAUCGCCAACUAGGAUACGUUCUCUGAUGGGAAAUGUCUGUACAGACAACCUCCCCACCACUAAGUUACCUUCAGAUGUUGAGAUUUUCUGCUACACUGAUAAAAUUCUCGAAGCAAUAACGGAAUAUGACAUUAGAAUAAAUACCAUUGCAUCGAGAGGGAACUUUUUGAAGACGUGCUUUGAUUCACCGGGUGUUAUUUCGCGUGUGGCUGUUCGGAAUACCGACUCAGAAUGUGAUGUUGUUGGCUAUGGUGCCUUGCUUCCUGUUAAAUCUGGUUGGCGACUUGAACCUCUGUAUGCAGACUCAACCGAAAUAGGCCUAUCAAUCCUGAUCGAGCUGAUUACCUCACUUCCUGAUAAGACACCCACAGUUUUUCUCCAAGUGCCCCACACCAAUGAAAUGAUGUCGAUUUUUACGAAUUUAGGAUUGAAGGGUCGGGGUGUGAGUGACAUGUAUCGCAUAGCAACUGAAGAAAAUUUCGACUUGAACAUUCCAAUGAAGAAAGUGUUUGCUGUCUGGGGGACUGAGGGUACUUUCAUAUAAAUAGUCUGCUUGGCUUAAUGUCAUGAAUCUCCUCAAGUAUGAAAAUACUUACAUUUGGUGAUUUACAUAGCCAGGGUUCUCCAUAGGCUUUCUCAAGGCAGGGUGUAAGUCUUGAUAAUAAAGAAGUUUUGCCAGUGUGCA